AGCUCCACAUCUUCAUAUUCUUUCUUGCCAUAUUCCACGUCUUUUAUAGCGCUAUAACGAUGAUGCUCGGCAGGAUGAAGGUAUUUUUCAUUUUUUCGUAUUUCAUAAUUAUAUAAUUCUUUUUUGUUUUUCUGAUAUAGUAUCGUGGGGCAGCAGAUUCGUGAAUGGAAAGAAUGCACGGGAACGAGAGAUUGCAAACAAUACUAACAAAUCCAUUGGUAUGUAUGUAUUGUGCUCGUAAUUAUUAAUUUUUUUGGCUCGAAAAGAUAAAUAAUACUAGUGUUUGUUUUCGUACAAAAAGAUUCUGCCAAGUUUAGGCUUACGCACGAGGAUUCGUUUGUUUUUCGUCGCAUUAUAUUCACAAAUUAAAAUAAUUAAUGAAAUAGCUAUAACACGCAUUUUUCUUCUGUAAUUUAGUGGGAUAAAAAUGGAACAACUUAUCAAGGAAAUUAGGCAAUCAGACCAAGCUAUAACAAAAAAAUUCAAUAAAUAAUGGUACACAAUAUAUAUAAAUUAUAAUAGUCUUUUAAUAUAUUAUUUUGGUCAGAAAUUAGAUUUGAUUUUCUAUUAGCAUUUGGGAUAAUUGAGAAUAGGGUUUUUUGCCAACCAAUUAUCUUCGAACCUAAAACCCUGAAUCCCACAACAUCGACACGCACAGCGAGAGAGAGAGAAUGGAGUUUCAAAAGAGGAAGACGGCGGCUCUCGCCGCCAUCAACUCGCCGGCGCCGGACAAAUCCCCCAAAGGCGACAUAGACGCGCCAAUCAUCCCUCUCUUAACCGCUAUCAACUCCCACCCCUCUUACUUCACCACCAGCUCUUGCUCCGGCCGCAUCUCCGUUCUCUCUCAGCCAAACCCCUCUCCCUCCGCCCCCAAGAAGAAGGCAAGGGGCGGCUCGUGGAUCUUCGUCUCCCACGACCCGGUUCACCCCUCCUCCCUAUCCACCACCCUCUUUCCCGAUUCGGCCGGGUUGACCCGACCCGAAACUAUUGAGAACCAGAGUAGUCUCGUCUUCAGGUUCGAGCCGUUGAUCAUAGCGGUGGAGUGCGAAAACUUAGAGGCGGCUCAGUCUUUGGUUUCUCUCGCUAUUACGUCUGGGUUCAGAGAGAGCGGUAUUACUAGUGCAAGCAAGAGAAUGAUCAUUGCUAUUAGGUGUUCGAUACGAAUGGAAGUGCCGCUGGGCGAUACGCAGAAGCUCAUGGUGUCCCGAGAGUAUGUCGAGUAUCUUGUUGAGGUUGCUAAUGAGAAAAUGGGGGCUAACAGGAAAAGAACUGAUUUCUUUUUCAGUAAGCUGAUAGAUAGUGGAUUUCCGGGGCACGAGAUUCGAGUGAACGGUGAAAUGAAUGGGAAUGGUGAAGAAACGCGCGUUGAGGCUGGAAGUGAUGGAUUUUUUAGGAGUUCGACUGAGAGUGAUGCGGUGGUCCUCGAGGGAGAGUUGGAGUCUGAAAGCAGAUAUAUUCAUGAACCUGAUAAUGGACCACUAGAAGUAUUUGACAUCGAUUUAUCCAUUGUUAAAGUAGUUGGUGAACCUGUUGAGAGACUCUUCUUGUGGGGUCAUUCCGCUUGUACUCUGAACCAAAAGAAGAUUAUUAUAUUCGGUGGCUUUGGAGGCAUUGGAAGACACGAACGUAAAAAUGAUCUGUUGAUUCUCGACAGUGAAUCUGGGAUAAUGGAUAUAAUUACUGCUGCUGGAGCCCCAUCUCCCCGAUUAGGCCAUACAGCUUCCAUUGUAGGAGAUUACAUGUUUGUGAUUGGAGGUAGGGCAGACCCAAUGAAUAUAUUGAAUGAAGUUUGGGUACUCAAUACGGUAAAGGCAGAGUGGAAGCUUUUGCAAUGUACAGGCAGUUUGUUCCCUCCAAGGCAUCGACAUACAGCUGUUGUUGUUGGUUCCAAAAUAUAUGUGUUCGGUGGAAUACAUAAUGAUGAAGUUUUAUCAUCGCUUUAUGUGCUCGACACACACACCUCCGAGUGGUCAGAGAUAGAAUCUCAUGUAGCUCCUGGUCCACGGCAUUCGCACUCGAUGGAUGCAAAGGGGUCUAAGUUAUAUAUAUUUGGUGGAUACAAUGGAGAGAAACUCCUUGAGGAUCUUCACAGUUUUGAUAUUAAAACAGGUGUGUGGACUAGGCUAAAGACAAAUGGACAAUCGCCAAAUGCUAGGUUUUCGCACUCGAUGUUUAUUUAUUCGAAUUAUCUCUGCAUUUUUGGGGGUUGCCCUGUUAGUGGACAUCAUAAAUUGUUCGUACUUGAUCUUCAGACCGAGUCUUGGAAGAAUGUAGUGGUAAAGUCUAUCGAAGAAGCCCUUUUUGUUCGUAGCACAGUAAACGUGGUUGGUGAUGAUCUGAUAAUAAUAGGUGGUGGGGCAGCUUGUUAUGCAUUUGGGACUAAGUUUAGUGAACCAGUGAAUAUAAACCUGCUUCAGUUGGUGUCCUUAUGUGAUAAUACAGAACCAACAUCAAUUGAAGAGAAGCAUGUGGAUCAAAUGGAGCGGAAGAAUUGUGCCCUUCUAUAUUCUCAGAGUAGAACCGAACCAUUUGUAAAUGGAUGUGUUAACCUAGAUUCCGAGUUUAAAAAGGAAAGGAUAACUUGUGGCGGCGGUGUGGCGGCCAUUCCCUCUAUUCUUCGGAUUCAGAAACAGUAUGCUAAAUUGGGGAAGGACAUACUAAAAAUAUUUGGGUGGUUAGAUCUUGAAAGGAAGGUUUAUUCGCAGGAGGAUGGAAUGUAUAUCUGCCUUCCUGUUACUGAAAAUUUCUGCUCUUUGUUAGAUAACCACGACUUAACUGAUAAAUGCGAACCACUAGGCGAUCUUCAGUCCUUGAAGCCAUCUGCUUGGCAAAUUUUAUUGAAUGAUAUGUCCAGUUCAGCAGCUCUGAAUCUUCUAAUAUCAUGUGGUGCAACCAAGAUUGUGGAUGAGGUCGUCAAAAUAAAGAAAACUGCAGAUUCUCCUUUCAAAGUGAUGAAGGAAGCUGUGGCCUCUUUGUUGAAUAGUCAUGGUUUGCCAGCAGAACUUAUAGAACAGCUGCCGUCAAGAUGGGAGCGACUCGGGGAUAUAAUUGUGCUCCCUAUUACGUCCUUCAAGGAUCCGGUAUGGGAAUCAAUUGGAGAGGAGCUUUGGCCUCUUGUUGCACAAUCACUUGGUACUCAACGUCUAGCUCAUCAAGGGCGAAUUGCGCCAACUGGAACAAGAGAUAGUAAGUUGGAGAUUCUUGUUGGAGACAAUGGCUGGGUUGAUCACCGUGAAAAUGGAAUACUUUAUUCUUUUGAUGCAACCAAGUGCAUGUUCUCUUGGGGCAAUCUUUCCGAGAAGCUGCGAAUGGCCCAUCUUGAUUGUACAGAUCAAGUGGUUGUGGAUUUAUUUGCCGGCAUAGGAUACUUUGUGCUUCCAUUCCUUGUAAGGGCGAGUGCGAAAUUCGUGUAUGCUUGUGAGUGGAAUCCUCACGCCGUAGAGGCACUCCGUCGUAAUCUUAUUGCUAAUUCUGUGGCUGAUCGUUGUGUUGUACUGGAAGGAGAUAAUAGAGUUACAGCUCCUAAAGGAGUUGCUGAUCGAGUAUGUCUCGGCCUCAUACCAUCGAGCGAGUGUAGUUGGGUCACUGCGGUCAGAGCCUUAAGAGACGAGGGUGGGAUGCUACACAUCCAUGGGAAUGUGAAAGACACGGAGGAAGAUUUAUGGGCAAACAAUGUUCGGCAAUCCAUUUCGGACAUUGCUAAAUCAGAAGGUCGUUUGUGGGAGGUUUCGGUGAACCACGUCGAAAGAGUAAAAUGGUAUGCUCCGCAUAUUCGCCAUCUUGUCAUAGACAUAAGCUGCAAACUAAAGCAAGAGACGAAAAUCGACGCAUGAUUUUGCUGCUACACUACGUCGACGCUCUAUGUUGAAGUAAGUCUAUUUGUUCUAAGAGAUUUUUUUUUUUUUUUUUUGCAAAUUCAUUUUAAAUGGAGUCUUUUGAAAUCCUUGACCAAUUUUUUUUCUCAGAU
Erythranthe guttata (spotted monkey flower) is the source of this 3967-nucleotide messenger RNA. RefSeq names its product Met-10+ like family protein / kelch repeat-containing protein. Gene Ontology annotation, biological process: tRNA methylation; wybutosine biosynthetic process. The record is from RefSeq and is a predicted model, not a curated record. Gene Ontology annotation, molecular function: tRNA methyltransferase activity; protein binding. Gene Ontology annotation, cellular component: cytoplasm. NCBI's taxonomy places the organism in Eukaryota, Viridiplantae, Streptophyta, Magnoliopsida, Lamiales, Phrymaceae.